GAUCAGAAGGUUAACCUGCAAGCUAAGUUUUUAAAUUUCUGAUUAAGUAGAAUUUUCUCUUUUUUCAAAAAAAGAAAAAGUAUUCUGAAGUUGUGUAUUGUUAUUUUCUAAUCACGUGAUCCAUAGUCUCUGUAUAUUUAGAGUCACCUGAUCAAAACAAUCAUUUGGGCUUGUUUUUGGGUGAAAAUCGAAAAAUUAAUAUUUCGGGACACUUUCAGUAUUAAUAAAGAUGGGGGAUAUUUGUUGCAAGCAGCUUUUAUUUAAUGGUUUUUUUUAUCCGUUUUAAUUUGAAUUUUCUUUGUACAAAUUGUAUUUACAUUACUUCCAUUGAAGGUGAUUAAUAUUCGAGUAAAGUGGAAUAAAAAAGAAAGUUAGCUACAUGAGUAACUCUGUGAUUUUUGUUAUUAAUGCCGUUAACAAAAUUAUGGGAACGGAUUACGUCUUGCUGGAAACUCAACUUUACAAAAAAAAUACUACUAAACUCUGUUAAAACAAGCAUCAUUUUUCUUUUGCUAUUAAAUAUGGUAUCUUACAGUAUAGCUUAUAAAAAUGUGACUAUUAAAAUUGACAAAGUAGUAGAAAUAAAUAAUAGUAUAAAUAUAUUUUUGAAGCAAAAACCUUUCCCAACGGGAGAUCACCAACAAAGUUUUCGAAGCGUGAAGAAUAUUGCGAAUAUUGAAAAUAGUUCUUAUAAUAAUUAUUUAGACAAUUAUGUUCAUAAGCUUUCAUUUCUUAGGGACCCUAACAAAAAAGACAGUGUUAGUAUAGAAAAAAAGAGUAAAAAUUCUCCGUUGAAAGAGUUGUCGUCGUCGUGGGCCAUACGUUUGUUAACUGAAUUAGACAAUGAAAAAACUGUUUCAAAGAUAGCUCAGGACUUGGGAUUAAUCAGUCACGGAAACAUCGGGCACCUUCCUGGACAUUAUUUACUUGUCCAUCAUACUUUUUAUAAUCAUUCUCCUGUAGUUGAACGUCGUAUAAAAAACCUACGUUCUUCAAUAACCUCUAGCCUAAGAAAUCAUCCUCAUGUUCAUUGGGUACGACACGAGGAGGUUUUAAAACGAUAUAAAAGGUCACUUCAAUUUAAAGAUCAGUUUUUUCCAUCACAGUGGCACUUGGAUAACUUAAAAUUCAUUGGACAUGAUAUUAAUGUAACAGGUGUAUGGGAAAAUAACAUUACUGGAAAAGGUGUCACUGUUUCUGUUAUUGACGAUGGAGUUGAAUGGACUAAUCCAGAUAUUCUUGAUAACUAUUCAGCUCAAGGGAGUUGGGAUUUAAACUCAAAUGACGGCGAUCCAAUGCCACGAGUAGAUGAAGCUGGACUUAAUCACCAUGGUACAAGAUGCGCUGGUGAGAUUGCAGCAGUUGCUAAUGAAUAUUGUGGUGUUGGUGUUGCUUUUGGUGCAAAAGUAUCCGGUAUUCGCAUUUUAGAUGGACCAAUGACAGAUAGUUUAGAAGCAAUGGCCUUUAAUACAAAGUCAGAAGUAAAUGAUGUUUAUAGUUGCAGUUGGGGUCCUGAUGAUAAUGGUAGAACUGUUGAUGGACCACAUCAGUUAGCUCAGGCAGCAUUAGCACAUGGUGUUAUGUUUGGUCGUAAAGGUUUUGGAAGCAUAUUUGUAGUAGCAUCUGGAAAUGGUGGUCAUUUCAAGGAUAACUGUAAUUUUGAUGGAUAUGCAAAUUCUAUCUUUACUGUUACCAUAGGUGCUGUUGAUGAACUUGGACAAAUGCCAUAUUAUGCAGAGCAAUGCGCUGCUAUGUUAGCUGUUACUUAUAGCAGUGGACAAGGUCAUCAGAGAAAUAUAGUAACAACUGAUUGGAGACUGGGAACUGGCACUGGGUGCACAGACAGACACACUGGUACAAGUGCUGCUGCACCAUUAGCUGCUGGUGUUAUUGCACUUAUGCUGCAAGCUCGAACUUGUCUAACCUGGAGAGAUGUACAACAUUUAAUUGUUUAUACAUCUGUCCGAAUUGAUAUUGACCCAGAGGAAUGGCAAGUCAAUGGUGCUGGAUUUGCCCACAGUCAUAAGCAUGCUUUUGGGCUUUUAGACUCAUGGAGAAUUGUAACAACAUCAAAGAUUUGGCCCUCAGUUCCAUUUAUGACAUCAUGGAGAAGUAAAGUUAUGAAAGUAAAUGCAGUUAUUCCAUCCACACCUGGAAUUAAUUUAACUCAGUAUAUAACAGUAACAGAAACGAUGGCUGCUGAAGUUAUCUCUUUAGAGCAUGUUACUGUGACUGUGGACAUAAAACAUCCUGUUCGAGGAAACUUAGCAAUAUCUUUAAUUUCACCUUACGGUACAGUCUCAAGAUUAGCUAGCUUUCGAAAAUAUGACAAAUCUCAGGAAGGAUUUAAAGAUUGGACAUUUUCAACUGUGCGAUGCUGGGGCGAAUCCCCACAAGGAAACUGGGCAAUUGUUAUUGUUGACAGAGGAUCUAACACAGAAGAUGGGGUUUUAAAAGCAUGGAGGCUCACACUUUAUGGUUCUUCUAUGACCCAACAAGACAUUGCUGAAAGAAAAAAGUUAGUGACAAAAGCAGUUUCUGGGCGUUACUUACACCUACCUGGUCCACCUUGUCCAACACCUCCAGCAACUCAACCAAAAAAAGACAUUGUAUCUUCUAGAGUACUUAAGUUGGUUCUUUUGCUGAGUGGCUUCUUUUUUAUUGUCUCGUUAUACUUUAUUUUGGACGCUGUAUGCAACUCUGAAAGAAAAAACGUCGAAAGAAGUAAAGCAUUUGAAGCAGAUGGAACCUUAGAAUCUAUUUCAACAGAUACAUUUGAUUUUGAUACAUUUAUUCCUGCCACACUCACUAAGAAUGAUGAACAAAGACUAAGCAAUAUCAUUGAACAUGGUACAGCACGCCCACUUAUAUCAUCAUUCAAUGAGAGCCUUGAAACUUUAAACUACGAGCCAUUAGUUCAAACACCUGAUGAGGCUGCUCGGGUUGCAGAUUUUGAAGAAAGAAUGAAGUUUGCUUUAGAGCAAAGUUUGAAGUUACAGAUGAAACAAUUAGUUCAAAUAGAUGAUUUAAAGCAGGAUAUGGAGGUGAUAAUGCGUGAGAUGUCUGGAAAAGAUUUUUUCAGUGAAAAACCAGGAAGAAAGUGUAAGACGAGAAAAAAAUUGAAAGGAAUUUUAAAAAAACCGAAACAAUGGAAAGAAUAAGGUCGUAUUUAAUUUUCCUCUAUUUGUACCAAUUUGAAAAAAGAAUGUCUCGUGAUAAUUCUGAUGCAUUUGUACAAACGUAAAUAAAAAAAGAUUAGCAUAUCUUUCUACGUUUUACCAGAAGCAAAAGAAAAACGAAAUAAAAUCCCGCCCCGUAAUCGAAUAGACAGAAUAAAAGCAAGUUUUAGUGAAUAUAUAAAACAUCUAAAAAAACAAGCUUUGCGUCAAAAAAUACAGUAUGAAAUUAUUAAUCCUUUCUUGAAAUUUUUAUCGAAACAUUCUCUCUAUAUAAAAGAAGUUAUUUAUAAGACCACCGUAAAUAUACGUUGAGUUCAAGCAGGACUACCAUAAAGAUUCUCGUUUAAGACAUUCAGCUUGAAUCACCAAGCCAUGCAAAAAAAUUGUGAAUAUUUGAUUAUAAAAACAGUUUUUUUUAAAAAAGAGUGUUGUUAAAUAAUAUAAUUGUAAAUAAAUUAGUUUUAUUUUUA
Molecule: messenger RNA, 3649 nt
Organism: Hydra vulgaris (swiftwater hydra)
Lineage: Eukaryota; Metazoa; Cnidaria; Hydrozoa; Anthoathecata; Hydridae
Product: proprotein convertase subtilisin/kexin type 7
Biological process (GO): protein processing
Cellular component (GO): trans-Golgi network; Golgi membrane
Molecular function (GO): serine-type endopeptidase activity
Source: RefSeq, a predicted model, not a curated record